UCCAUCACCAGUCAUCUACAACCAUUCUUGAUCCCGCUCUCGACAAUCCUGGAUACCAGGACAGCCCACAACCACACCAGUCGGCCAUCUUGCCCAUCGUAACCACAUCACCGGUACCGCGCCUCCGGAACACCGACUCGCCACCGCCCCGCCGUCACUUGAGUGCACCCCGUCCACUCCGUCAUCCGCCACCGCCAUGCCAUGUUCUCCCUACCCUCAUUUAUAACCUCCAUCCCCUUCGCCCUCCCCUCCCUCCCCUCCAUCUCGCUCCCUGCCAACAUACAGCGCCGCUUCCUUUCCUAUGUCCUCAAGCGUACGCUCGGCAGGUUUGUCCUCCAUCAGGCGUUGGAUGCCGAACGGAUCCAAGCGCAGGUCAGCGCGGGGCGGGUAGAACUCGAGGAGCUGCAGGUUGAUUCGGCGGAGAUAAACAGCUACAUCCCGCCCAAUGUACCGCUCACUCUGACGAGUGGCUCGCUCGGGCGCCUCACAGCCCGCCUCCCCUUCCCCAAUCUCUGGUCAGACCCCCUGAGCGUAUCUCUGGAUACACUCACACUCGACUUUACCCUCGCCUCCCCUUCUCCUUUAUCGCACGGAAAGGCAUCAUCACACCCCGCCGCCGACCACCACGACCUUGCCGAAUCGGUUACCUCCGCUGCCGAUGAUUUCUUGCACCACGAGCUGGAUGCGUAUGAAGAGAAGGAGCUGGAGGGGUCGAUCAGACAGAGCUUGAUCUUGUCGCAGACGGAUCCAUUCGAGAGCGAUCUGCCAGGAGGGUUCCCUUCGAGUCUACCGACCGGCCAUAUCAGCCCCGGGCAACCGUUACCAGCAGAUAUCGAAAGCACGACUGUCCUCGCGGGGAUGGUUGAGCGGAUACUGGCGAGGCUCGACCUCAAGGUGGAGAAUGUCGUGAUACGUGUCAAGAUUGAAGGCGAAGAGGAAGGCGUAGUUGAGCUGCGCAUUCGCAAAGUUCAGUAUGCGGAUGAAAGCGAGGCGCAGUUGGCGGAGGGGUGUACCACACGAUCAAUUCGCAUUUCUGGCGUCGACAUUGUCUCGGUCCCUUCAUUCCCUCCUCCCUCCUCUCCCCGCGUUUCUCGGCAGCAGCCGCGCACGUCCUCAGUCUCUUCUGGCUCGUCGAAAGCUUCUUCAUCGGACGACGACUCGGCAGACAUGUACAUGUCUCAAGCCGUCGCGGACUUGCGGGAAAGUCUGGCGGACGUCAGACUCUCCCUUAUGGAGUCGUCCUCAUCAUCGGAAGACGAGCCGAGUGUGUACGAAAGCGCGCUCUUCCAUAGUGCUAUCGAAGAGCAGCCCGGGCUGUCGGGGAUCCCAAAUAUGCCACCGGCGGGUAGCUCGAGCUCUGAUACGGAGGACGAGGGUUCCCGAUCCGCUACGCCCACGCCCGAGGCAAAGUCUCAGCCCAGAUCGCCUUUACCAGCAACACCCAUCCUCAGCUUUGGCCAGGAGGAUAUUGUGCUUCGCAUGCGUACCACUCGCCCCUCGCCUCUCUUGAACGAGGCGGCACCUCAGUCAGCUUUACCAAAGGUUGAUGUAGAGGUUCUUGUGGGGACUGUCGCAGCUGUCAUCUUGCCUUCUCAACUACGUCUCUUGAUAUGUGCCUUGCAGAGCCUGUCGCAAACCGAGCCCAGUACUGAAGAACCGCUUUCUACCACCAAAAGCCAACCUCGCAUGACGGUCAUCAACCGUAUCAAGUCUUUCCAGCUUAUCGCAGUGUACGAUCUCUCUGCCCCCCAGUCUCCCCAGCUCUUCAAAGCUCUCGACACUCACUUUGCGAGACCGGCCUCGUCCUUGCCUUUCAAUCACCUUCGUUUCAAAUUGGAGCAGCUGGAGGCGAUAUACACAAGUCAAGGGCAGGCGGGACCUCGUCCAGUGUGCGCUAUGAGCUCGGCUCCUGCGGCGGCUGGUCUCAGGAGGCGCUCGUCGGCACACGCCAGGUUCGGCCCGGCGCCCACUUCACUUUCCGUGACUGUCCAAGACAUGUCGCUGCUCGAGCAUUUCAUCCCUAGAGAUAGUGCUAGUGAAGAAGGCGUGGCGCUCCCGAUAGUCCUCUUUGACCCGGGUUUGGCAAGGCAGUACGACUUGCCCACUUUGCGCGCCAGACAGUCGGCCAUGCCUGAAUUUGAGAGCAUGGACUGGCGCGCGCCGAGAAGGUCUGGGGUGGAGAGGCAGUGGAAAGUGAGGCAGAGAGGAAGAGGGAUUUUGAAAGAUGCCAAGAAGGUGGAAGAAGGACCGGUGGUGGUUCUCGAGAAGGACUCUGGAGCGGCGGUGGUCACUCUGCUACCCGUACAUGUUUUCCUCGACUUGUCUCUGGUGGAACGCCUUCUGCCUUUACUGCGCGCUACCACACCGCUCAUCCACAAGACUGAGCCUGCUCCGCCAUCAUACCCCGCUUUGAAUCAGGAAGUGACUCCCGAGUCUAUCAUUUCCUCCCUGUCCGCCCCCUCUCCCUCAAAGUCGUCAAACACCAAGGCAGAAAUUCGGUGCAGUAUGCUUCGGCUGGAUGUGCGGUGCCCGGAACCGCCGCCCGAGGGGGUGGAGAGAGAAGCAUGGAGUGAAGGGUCUGGAUUGAGGUCUGGAAUCUUUAGCGUGGAUGUGCAUGGGUUGGGGGUCAAGCUUCUACAUGGCCGCGACAACGGGCAUCAAGGAAAAGAGGUAGCAAAGGUGGAGUUUGAAAGUACCUUGUUCUUCUUUGCGCCUGCAGGACAGCGUAAUGCGUGUGCAUUCCUCGCGCUCUCGCCUCUCACGCCCGAUCCGGACGAAGACGAUGUGCCGCUCCUCCCGUCGGUCUCUGUCUCAACCGUCGCGUCUUCCCCUCUCACCGACGCUUCCUCGCCAAAAACAACACUUGUCACUUGCAAGAUCCCGGCCAUACAUUCGUCCCUGCAUCGCUCUCUCGUCGUCGGUCUGCAGUACUUUGCGGAUGACACUACCCGUUGGCUGGACGGCACAUUCUCCGAUGGGUCUGCCAGGCCGCGGGACGAGCUCAAGAUGAUUGGGAGCCGCUUUUUCGGCGGUUCGAAAGGGAGCGAGGCGAGCAGUGAGGUGGAAGAGGAAGAAGAGGGGAAGGGUGCGGGUCUGCGAGUAGCGGUGGAAAUCAACGAGGUCGACGUGGGGCUGUUUGUUCCUCGGCUGGAAGAUGGAGGAGGAGAGAGAAUGUUUAGCCUCAAAGCAAGCGAUCUGGAUGUGCGAAUGGAGACAAACCCGGUCAAGAACGAGACGGCGCUGACCGUCUCGGUGAUGGAUUUGGACUUUUCCGAUGUGUCAUCCGAGACGUCGAGGCGUAUUCUUGGUCGUACUACGCCAUUCACUCUGACUUCCCACCAAGCACCAAUCGUUUAUAUCCGAUUCGUGUCCUCUACCGAUCGGCUCACGACAAUGAAGGAGAGCAACAUCUCACUUACCCUCUCGCACUUUACGUUUGCGAUUCACAAAGAGAUCAUCUGGCUGCACGAAUUGCUGGCGUUCAUCAAGCCUCCCGAGGGAGUCUUUGAGAACCUUUCCCCGACAGAUGUGACCAAGCUCAGUGUCAGCUUGUCAUCGGCGUCCGUCUUACUUGUACCGCCAAACGUGCCGGGAUCAAUCGUCAUCAUCGCUAGGGAAGUUGAGGGUUGGACAGAGAUGCGGAGGGGUGCCGAGGAGAACCCGAUACACGUCGGGAUCGGAGGAAUGGGUGCUCUGGCUAUCGAAGGGGACAGCGGACCUCUAGAGGUCGCCGGAAGCUUGAGUGACAUAUGGAAGAAAGCAGGUCAUGCUCAGCUGAUUGAAGUGACGGUUUUGGAGCUGCAGUUGCUACGACGAAUGGCGGAGCUUGGUGAGACAUCACUUGAUAUCACCGAUGCCCAAUUCAAGGUCACUGCUUGUGCAGACUCCUUGGCCUCAUUUGGCGAGCUCGCAACCGACUUUGGCAAGCUCUUCCCUAAUGAAAAGCUGGUACCCAUCAAAUCUCCAGCGCUCCAAGAAUCGAUCAACGUAUUUGGGUCCCUGGAUGAGGAUGCUUUCAACGUUGUCCCCGAAAUUGUGUCGCACGCCGAUGCCGACAUGAUCGAUGAUGAUUUGCCUCAAAACCUGGAUUACCUGGAUCACGCCACCCGCGUGCCGAAACACAAACCAAGCCUGGAUAGCUCCACUGGAGAAAGCUUGCGGACUUGGGAGAGCACGGGUGCACACGGAGAAGAUGAUCACUGGGGCCAUGGAGAAGAGGCCGAAACCGUGAGGGUUUUUGCGGGAAAGGUGCAAGAGGAGCAGGGGUAUUGGGAAGGGCUUCCAGUGCUCAACAAUGGAUUCUCUGCCGACGAACUUCCCGGUAAGACUCGCGUGCGAGUCCAUCGGGCCAGUCUCAAGCUCAUGCUUUACGACGGCUAUGACUGGUCUCGCACCAGAAAGGUCAUUGAAGAUGAAGUUCGAGCCGUUCGUCGCCGUCUAGAGCGCAUCCGACAGCUCCUCGCAUCUGGCCAGAAGGCCGAUGAAUCUAUCGAGCGCGCUGCCAGCAGCGUUCUAUUCAACUCUGUCUACGUCGGCCUGGAUCCUCAAAAAGCUUCAGAUAUGAACCUUUCUGGGAUGGGGAUGGGCAAGAUGGACGAUAAAGCUCUCUUGGCUGCCAUCGAUGAAGAGUUGGAUGACAUGGAGACUGAAAGUCAAAGCUCUUGGCAGACCUUACCAGCUGGCGUUGGUGCUGGCGCGGGGGUCGUGCAUCAUGCCAAAAAGGUCAAACUGAAAGGGAAGAGGCUCACGAGGUCCAAGAAGCCUCAAAUCGAGAUCACGGUCUCAGAUAUCAAGGCUGACGUCGACCUCUAUGGACCCGGAGAGGCGACAUCCUCUCGCGUCCACUUUACAGCCAAAGAACUGGAAAUCCUCGAUCAUAUCAAGACGUCGACUUGGAAAAAGUUCUUGACCGAGCUCAAAUCAGACAAUCGAGGCAACAUCCGAGAAACGGAUGCCGACAUGCUUCGACUUGAGCUAGUCGGCGUGAGGCUUCAGGAAGGAGAGGAGGAACUGCGUCUGAGGCUCAAGAUCCUUCCUUUGCGUUUACACGUUGAUCAAGAUGCGCUUGAUUUCCUCAAGCGAUUUUUCAGCUUCAAAGCGCCCUCCCUCGCUUCUCAACAGCCGCCCAAUCCCUCCCCGGCCUCACCUACGAAUCCCUCUCCCCACCCCUCCUCUGGCCCAUACUUCCAGCAUGUCGAGAUAUAUCCCAUUCAACUCAAGCUGGACUACAAGCCAAAGCGUGUCGAUUACAAAGCUCUUCGAGAGGGAAAGACCAUCGAGUUGAUGAACUUUUUCCACUUUGAGGGUGCCGAGAUGACCCUUCGCCAUGUUACUCUUUCGGGUAUCAGUGGUCUGGAGCGCUUGGGGACGACAUUGCAAGAUCUUUGGACACCAGACGUCAAAGCCAACCAAUUGGCCGAUGUCAUAUCUGGGGUGUCUCCCAUCCGCUCCAUGGUCAACGUCGGCUCUGGCGUGGCAGACCUGAUCUUGCUGCCCAUUGAGCAGUACCGCAAAGAUGGUCGUAUCGCUAAAGGCGUUCAGAGGGGUACCAACAGCUUUGUCAAGUCCACAGCAUUGGAGAUGAUGAAGCUUGGUGCUCGACUGGCCACUUGUACACAGGUCGUCCUCGAACGUGCCGAAGGCAUGCUGGGAGGCCAGGCAGGCGAAGAGGUCAUUGCGCAGAGUUUGCCUAUGGAUGAUGAUUUUGGGAUCGAUAGCGGACUGUUAGGGACGGGCUCGAGUAGCGAGGAUGAGAGUGAGAUGGUCAGCCGCUACGCGAGCCAACCUGAGAAUGCGAGAGAAGGCGUUCAGGCGGCCUAUGCAAGCUUGUCCAAGAAUGUCAACGCGGCAGCUCAAACUAUCUUGGCGGUUCCCAUGGAGGUUUACGAGCGAUCCGGAGAUGAUGGCCCUCUCAAGGCUGUGGUCAGAGCCGUUCCUAUCGCCGUUUUGAAACCCAUGAUCGGUACCACCGAGGCCGUCUCAAAGACCCUUCUGGGUAUGCGAAACAGUCUUGAUCCCUCUGCAAGACGCGAGUUGGGUGACAAGUAUAAGUAGAAGUCUUGGCCUUAUGUUGUAUAAACUUAUGUAGUCGUUGUCUUAUGUGUCCAUAUACGAAUCUUAUGACCAUUGUAUGCAUUUAUAGCGCUGCG
This is a messenger RNA of Cryptococcus amylolentus CBS 6039, 6149 nucleotides long. RefSeq lists its product as hypothetical. Gene Ontology annotation, molecular function: phosphatidylinositol-3-phosphate binding. NCBI's taxonomy places the organism in Eukaryota, Fungi, Basidiomycota, Tremellomycetes, Tremellales, Cryptococcaceae. Gene Ontology annotation, biological process: autophagy of mitochondrion; autophagosome assembly; piecemeal microautophagy of the nucleus. Gene Ontology annotation, cellular component: phagophore assembly site; extrinsic component of membrane. The transcript has 10 exons. Bases 202 to 6054 code for a protein of 1950 amino acids. The record is from RefSeq and is a predicted model, not a curated record.